Messenger RNA from Anopheles coustani, 6134 nucleotides. It is a transcript of the gene C3G, whose product is annotated as guanine nucleotide-releasing factor 2. Lineage: Eukaryota; Metazoa; Arthropoda; Insecta; Diptera; Culicidae. Gene Ontology annotation, molecular function: guanyl-nucleotide exchange factor activity. The transcript is spliced from 16 exons. Gene Ontology annotation, biological process: Ras protein signal transduction; positive regulation of GTPase activity. Gene Ontology annotation, cellular component: plasma membrane. The record is from RefSeq and is a predicted model, not a curated record. The coding region runs from base 180 to 5066 and encodes 1628 amino acids.
UAGUGGUUGGCGCCAACAACCCCCCAUCUCCCCGCGCGCGUGUGUGUGUACGUUCCUUCCGAGUGUCUAGAAACCCGCUUGGAUCCUGCGAGUCGGCAAAAGGGCUUCAAUCAACCUUCGAACGAGACUUCACCGACCGAGACUUAACCGGGAUCGAAUCCCCAAACGGGCACACGACGAUGGCAACGCCAAAGGAUGACCGGGCCGGACUCGGUUCGAUGGCCUUAAAUGGCUACGAUUGCGGUAGUUUCCAUCAAUCAACGACCGUGCCGGGUGUAACGUCCACCCCGAUCUCGAGUGGGCGCAAUUCGAGUGCAAGCGGAAGCAACGGUGGCACGAGCUCGAACUCGUCAUCGACGGCGGGGAUCGGCACCGGUGGUACACCGACUGCAGCCGGCGGUGGCAACGAGACGAGUGCGGGUGACGGUAGUACCAUCGCUACGACUCCGGGUGCCCCGGGCUCUUCCGGGCACAAGGGAAGCAUCCGCGGCAAUAAGCUGGCCCGCCGGGCCCGUUCCUUCAAGGACGACUUUCUGGAGAAGAUAUCACAGAUACGCACACCGACCAACACGAUGACAAGAUCUCACUCACCGAACAGUCCACGAGGCAGCGGCAGCGGUGGCGGCGCCGGUGGAGCCGGAAGUUGCGCUAGCUAUGGUGGCCGGAAGAGCACCAGCGACGAGCCGACCAAACCGGUACAGGAUCUCAACUAUCACGUGCGCCAGGUGAAGAAUGCGCUGACGCAUUUCAAGGAUGUCAUACUGAAGAACAAGCUGGAGAUGCUGCCCGGAAACGGCACGGUCGUGCUGGAAUCGAUCGCCAAUGUGCACACCGCGCUUCAAUCGUACACGCUCAACGAACACAGUACGGCAUUUAUCAACGCAACCAAUCAUGUGUACGUGUCGCUCGGCAAUCUGCUGAAGCUGUGCGACGAGGUACUGCUGACCAAGGAGGGUGACGACUGCCCGUCGCUCAGCAAGGAAAACGUAAAGGAGGUGGUCGAGUUGGUCGAGAACGCGAUUAAUAAUCUAGUAAAUUUGGCGAACGAAAAAAUCUCCGACAAACCGCUGCAGGCGAGCUGCGGAGGCGGUGGGGUGGGCGCGGGUGGUAAUGGCACGAGCUCCAACACGCUCCAGCGCCCGCCAGUCGACGCGAUCAGUCAGCGCACGUCCCUACCGGACAUUCAUCUGACACCGCGCGAGCGCGACAUCCUCGAGCAGACGUCGCUGAAGACGGUGCGCGCGUCGCACAGCACCGAGAGCAUCCUGCGCGACUCGAGCCCGCCACCGCCGCCGAAACCGCCGCUCCCGAAUCGUUCGAACGAGCCGCCCCCACCGCUGCCACCGAAGCGCAAGGGGCACCACGCGAAGAACCACUCAUUCCACGAUACCACCACGUCGACAGCUGCGGCCACGAUGACGAUGGCUUCGUCCUCCGACUGCUGCCAUUCCGCCGAUUCGACCUUCCACCUGCACCAGGGUAGCACCUUGGGAGGUGGUGGUGCUGGUGGUGUGAGUGGUGGUGGAGGAGCUGGUGGUGGUGGAAGUGGAAGCAUCGGGCUCGAUCGAAUGUCGUUGCGCUCGCGCUCUCCCGAGGAUAACUCUAGUCUGCUCAGUGCCAGCGCUGGCUCGCUGGACUCUGCGCUCAAUCAUUCACGCGAGGAGGACGAACUGCGCGCCGUCAAUGACGCCAGUAUGGCCGCGGGCCUCGGGAUGCUGGUGCCUGGUGGAGGGGCGGCUUGGGAAAGCGAUUCGGUAGCCAUCAGCACGAUGACAUCCGCCACCGCAACGGUGGUAGGCAUUGGCGGUGGAAACGGUGGCAGCAAUUCUCUCAUUCGCAACUCCAACGAGUCCGGCUUCGAGUCGAUGUACUCGCAGCGCGUCAGCCAGCGCGAUCCGCAGCUGCUGCAACAACAGCAGUACCACCAUCAACACCAACAACACCAUCACCAUCACCAAAUAAGCGCUAGCAGCCAGUCGUCGUCCUCGUCUUCGUCGUACGUGCACAAGUCGGAGUCGUUCAUCGACAGCCUGAACGAAGUCAAGGUGACGAGCAAGACAACCGAGCAGCAGCAGCAGCAGAAGCAUUUCCAUCAGAAAAUUGACACGAUCAUAACGCAGGCAACGGACGAGAGUGCGUCCAUCGCCUCGGCAGCGACGGUGACGUCGAUGUCAAGCACCAGCAGUGGCAGCCUCGCGAAGCAGUUGCAGAUUCACCACGGUCCCAGUGGCAGCAUUGACGAAGCGGCACUGGCCGGCUCCGACGAUGUGUUUCCGCGCACAUCCGGCUCGCUGGAACGUCCACCCGCCCUGCCAGUCAAAACACGAUCGCACAGUAUUAAAAAGGAACGUCACCCAUCGCAGUAUGAUAACGUGGACGAACUAGACGCAGAAAGAAGCUCGCAGGACGUCUUCUCGCACUUCCCGAUACACAGCUCGCCUACCUACCUGUCGCAAAGCCGGCAGCAUAUGAUGAACAACCUGCCCAGUAAGCAUAUCAGUCUCUUCGAGCCCCGGCACAUCAUCAACCCCUUUCCGGAGGAACCGCCACCGCUGCCGAUGAAGAAAAAGCAUAUGUUUCAAAGUGUUGCCUAUUCAGUUAUGGCGUAUAUGGAGAUAUUCGGCAGCGCGACACAGAACAACUCGGAGUUUAUGCGCCACUCGGUGCACACAUACAAUCUGGAACACUCCGAGCAGGCUACUACAAGCACUAGCAGUACCAACCAUAGCAUUUCUCACAGUCAAACAAUGAGCUUAUCUCCUUCGCGUAUGGCAUCAAUAUCGGUGUCACCACCUGGUUCGCCAAACGUUGUCAUGAAGCCCCCAGCUUUGCCGCCGAAGCGUCAACGCAUCAACAGUAAAACACCGAGCAUCAUCUCGACGCCUCCCGCCAGCCCCAAGAUAUUCCAGGACCAACAACAGCUCCACCACCAUCAUUCCCAUCAGUUCCCGCAACCGGCGGGAUCAACGAUCAACACAUCACCCUCACCAUCAACGGCAUCACUAACGUCCUCGCAAUCGGGAGGCGGCAAUGCCUCCCGUUCAACCUCAUCGGUCUACAAUCAAACGCUGGAUGUCAGAGCACCCAAGGUACUACAGGGCGGUUGGGAAGCCGAUGCCAGUGGACACUCCUUGCACGGACCUGCCGUGUCGGUUGGGACCGGUGACGCUGGUCCAACUACCGUGGCAGCUGUCAGUGGUCCCGGUCAACAUUCUGACGCAUCGGAACCUGGUUAUAUCAACCGCGGCAUUGAAGGCAACACCAGCACUAACAAGCUAGCACCCGGUGCUGGAGGUGGGGGUUGUGGCGGUGUUGGUCCCUCCAAGCAAGGCGGCCAUAAUGAGGAAGACUACUUGCUACUAAAGGACUACCGAUCCAGCUCAGCACUAAUCGCUAACGUGUCCCCGACUGCUAAUCUCUCCCACACCGCUUCCCAACCGAAUCUCAAGCAUACCACUAACAGCCCCAACAGUGGCGACGGUGACAACAGCGGCAGCACUCUAGUCAUCAGCAGUGACGGCAGCACCAAACAUGCCCACAGCCAGUAUAACAACGGCGGUAGAAGUAGCAAACUCGAGUAUGGUAGUGGUCUAAACGAUAGUCUGCAUAACAAGGGCUCCGAUAGACACGGUAGCAGUAGCGGCGGCAAGCUGGCGCUUGUUCCUUCCGGCGGCACGAUCUACGAGUCGUACGCAUCGACGGGAUCGGAUCCAUCGGCCCGUGACCAUGAUGACCAAAACAGUGACAAGGACGAGGUCGAGGUUGAGGUGAUACUUAGGCGAAAUAACAAGAACGGUCUGGCGCUAAUGGACCAUCAGCAGCCACAGCAGCCGCUUAACCUAAUGGAAGAGCUGGAUGUAAGCAGCCACCUGGUAUUCAAGAAAGAGAAUGAGGACGGACCCGACGUCAAAGGUGGUCAUCCGGAUGCGCUUAUCAUACACGCCACCAGGGUGCAGAAAAAUUCCGACGACGAAUGUUUAGAGGAUGCUUACGGCGAAGCGUUUAUCACAACAUUUCGCACAUUUAUCUCACCGCUGGAACUUAUUCAAAAGUUGUCUCAUCGUUACACCGUGUACCACUGUCAGAUAAAUGAUGCCAAACAGAAAGCCGCCAAAGAAUGUUUUUCAUUGCUAGUGCGAGUUGUAAACGAUCUGACUACACCGGAUCUAAGUGAACGUUUGCUGGUGAUUUUAAUGAACUUUGACUACCAGCUGGUGAGCGCCGGACACCUGAACAUGGCCAAAUUGCUUCGCGUGAAGCUCAUAGAGAAAGCGCUCGUGUAUAAGCAGAAAACCUCAUUAAAUGUGCAGUCUAUUUCGCCACGCUCACUCAUAUCAAGUCCGCCGACAUUGCUUGAUCUAAAAUCAGCCGAGAUUGCGGAGCAGAUGACACUGCUCGACGCGGAACUAUUCCAGAAAAUAGAGAUACCGGAGGUUCUGAUCUGGGCGCAAGAGCAAUGCGAGGAGCGUUCGCCGAACUUAACGCGCUUCACCGAACAUUUCAACAAGAUGUCCUACUGGGCCCGAACGCAGAUACUUUCGCAAAACGAUGCCAAAGAUAGGGAAAAGCACGUCAUCAAAUUUAUCAAAAUCAUGAAGCACUUACGGAAGAUAAACAACUACAACUCCUAUCUAGCACUGCUCUCAGCCCUCGAUUCGGCUCCGAUUCGAAGGCUCGAGUGGCACAAAACCAUCACAGAAGGCUUGAAGGAGUACUGCGCGCUGAUCGACUCCAGUUCAAGCUUUCGUGCAUACCGACAAGCACUUGCUGAGACGAAUCCUCCCUGCAUACCAUACAUUGGGCUCGUGCUGCAAGACCUAACUUUUGUCCACAUUGGCAAUCCUGAUCUUUUACCGGACGGCUCGACAAACUUCUCGAAGCGUUGGCAGCAGUAUCACAUUGUAGUUAACAUGAAGCGGUUCCGGAAAGGUUCCUACCCCUUCAAGAAAAAUGAACGAAUUAUUGGCUUUUUUGACAACUUCGAUCACUAUUUGGACGAGGAUGCGAUGUGGCAGAUUUCAGAAACAAUCAAACCGCGCGGCACGCGUAAAACAAAUGUCAAUUAGUAUCGGCUAAACUGUCUGCGUGGUGGUAGCGAUGAACAUCAGGAUGCUAGCGGUUCUCGAGUUCGCAAAUCCGGCAAUCCUGAUUGCGAAGAAACAGCCGUCGCGGAUACGUCUAACAUAAAACAUUCUCCAUCACCGUCGGGAAAACCGAGGCGCCAGUGUCAAGGUGAGAGCAGCAUCGCUAGAAAGUAACGUAGAAACCAAUGAUAAAAUUGUGCUGCAAAGCACAUGCAAACAUUUAUGUUUCGCCAUGCACAGCCGGCUGGUAUGAUAGGGUCAUUAAAAUGCAUUUACUGUAUCAAUGCGGAACUCCUUGGCUGAAGAUAGAUAGAUCGAAUAGAGAAACAAAGAACGUAACAGUGAGAAUGCGAGAGAAAGAGAGUAGAAAUUUACGUAAGGAGUACGUAUUAUAGAAACACAUAUGAUCACCUAGAAAUAGCCAACGCUUUCAAUUGUAUAGCCUAUCGCAUUUUGUUCGCUGAGGCUGGAAUGAUUUUGUUUCUUUUUGUUUGUUUUUUUUUUUUGGUCCAUUCCAUCUGCAAAGAUGGAUGAUGCAUGGUUUGGCAUUGAAGAAUCAUGCUUCAGAUUAUUUAUUUAAAUCGUAAGACACGUGAUCUAUUUUUAUUGUACACACAAAUGAAAUGGAAACAUUUAAAAGUAUUUUUAUAUAUAUUUAAAAUGCAACAACACAAUCAUAUUACAACUAUUACAAAAACUCGCCAUUCAUAUACACAAAACAACUAAAUAUUGAGAGCAUAGUCUUACCGUAGUUUAUCCCGUCAAGUGUGAGCGAGUAAGUAGUAAGUGUUGCUGGAAAUAUGGAACCAUUACUCUAAAACAAUCGAUUUGUUUUUGCUGUCAGUGAAAAAUCUAGAGGUUCGUGCUAGAGGCACGGAUAAAUAAGGUAACUCGCGAUAGGAACAUGCAUUAUGUUUACCAAAAACUGAAUUUAAGAGACAGCGUGGGUAAUUCCAGAAAUACCGUUAUGAAUCAAAGAGAGAGCGAAGAUAUAUCUAAAAUUAACAUUUGAUAGAAAAAUAUAAAUAUUAUUAUUUUUUACCUUUUCAU